GUUCGCCGCACACACGCAUUUCGCCCGUAACCUGAUCACCACAGCAGCACAAGCACUACAGCACUACAGCACCGCACUACCACCACUACCAUCGCCGCCGCCAACCACUCACUACACCACUACCACCCACGACGUCAAUUCCCCAAUCCGGCUUGUGGAGAGCCCAACGACAUCCCGUACCUGCAUGUCGCCGUUGGAGAUUCCCUUUUUCGCUCCGCAUCCGGACGAAUUGCCCUUGAGGCAACGACGUCAACGCCGUCUGAACCGUCUGCACCAUCAAAGCCACCGCUGCGGCCCAUCUGCACCUCGGCACCUCGUUGACCAAAGCCAACCACCGUCCAGGAUAAACCGCCAGCUCACCGUCCACAGUGUCGCAACAACCACCAACUUCUUUCGCCCAUGUGUUACGAUGAGAUGAAGCCUGCGCUGCAGGUUAUUGUCUUGGGCUCUGGUGGUGGACCUCAAGAGUCAAAUACCACUGCCUUUCUCGUUCGCUCCGUUGAACAGGAUUGGCGCAGAGGCUCCGUGAUCGCUGUCGAUGCCGGUGUCCACCUCUCCUCCAUCACUCGACUCAUCGAGGCCGCCAUGCCAUCAGAAACCCCUGAACCGCCAUUCACUCUCGCCACAGGCCCCUUCGCCGGCCUCCCUCUCCCCUUUACCACCGCUUCGGCCAACGCCGCCCACAUCACCCGCAGUCUCGUGGAUACGUACCUCAUCACCCAUCCUCACCUCGAUCACAUCUCCGGUUUCGUCGUCAACACCGCUGGCCUCCCCGGAACCCGUCCCAAAAAGGUCGCCGCCCUUCCUAGUACCAUUCAGGCCCUCAAGACACACAUCUUCAACAACGUCAUCUGGCCAAAUUUGAGUGACGAGAACAACGGUGCCGGGUUGCUGACAUACCUGAGGUUGGUGGAAGGCGGAAGCCCUGCGCUGGGCGAAGGUGAAGGAAGAGGAUACUCUGAAAUCUGCGAUGGCCUUCUCAUCAAAGUUUGGAGCGUGAGUCAUGGACACUGCAUUGAAAGGCACAGCCAUCGAGGCUCGGCUUCAAGUGCAUCAACUCGCUUCGGCAGCCAUGAUGGAUCCAGCCAAACCCCAAGACGCGAUGUAUACAACUUCCCGACGCAACCACCUCUAAGGACGUCAAGUCUGCUUAGUCAAGCUGCAUUUGGCCCAGGGUCUCCUCAGGCCGAGCAGGAAAAGAUAUGUGUCUACGACUCGAGUGCAUAUUUCAUCCAGGAGCAAGGCAAUCACCGCGAGGUGCUAAUAUUUGGCGACGUUGAGCCAGACAGUGUCUCUCUAAGUCCCAGGAAUCUGCAGAUCUGGCAAGAAGCUGCCCCCAAGAUUGCUGCCGGCAACCUCCGUGCCAUUUUCAUCGAGUGCAGCUACGAUGACUCUCAAUGCAACGACCGACUCUUUGGCCACCUCAAGCCCGUUUUUGUCAUUGAGGAGCUGCGGACCUUAGCUUCCGAAGUUGAGGGUGCCCGCAAACUGCGCGCCAUGAAGAAACGGAAGCGCAUGGGCAGCCUUGCCGAUGAGGCCCCUCGCCGGGUUCCCUCCAAUCCAAGCCUGGCCCCGGAGGACCCCGUCUCUCCAAAGACUAUCAAGUCCUCCAUGCUGGGUGAAGGAGCGCUCAUUGUCGGACCGGACACGCCACACCUAUCGACCCCAACCGCCGAGCUCUCAUUGAGAGAAGCCGAGCGUUUCAGCCCCACCAUCGGGCCACAGAGACAGUUGGAGGGCCUCAAGGUAAUCAUUAUCCACGUCAAGGACAAACUAUCAGACGGGCCUCCAGUAGGAGAAACGAUCCUGCAAGAGUUGCUAGACCACGAGAAGGAUGCGCAGCUGGGCUGUGAGUUCAUCGUCUCCAAGCCGGGACAGAGUUUCUACCUAUGAUUUACUCACCCAGAUCGAGCUUGAUUGGGAUGAGUACAGAGCUGGCAUGCUUUGACCUCGACAAACCCUACCAACCUUGACGACUUGUUCCAUCAAGGCCCCAAGGGACAUAAAAAAGCCCAUCGGCAACCGUUUCAGCCAAGCUUGGA
Molecule: messenger RNA, 2042 nt
Organism: Ilyonectria robusta
Lineage: Eukaryota; Fungi; Ascomycota; Sordariomycetes; Hypocreales; Nectriaceae
Product: cAMP phosphodiesterases class-II-domain-containing protein
Exons: 2
Coding region: 400-1893 (497 amino acids)
Biological process (GO): cGMP catabolic process; cAMP catabolic process; negative regulation of glucose mediated signaling pathway
Molecular function (GO): 3',5'-cyclic-GMP phosphodiesterase activity; 3',5'-cyclic-AMP phosphodiesterase activity
Source: RefSeq, a predicted model, not a curated record